GGGCGUAAAAGGGGGCGUUCCGGAGCGCGCAGACGUUCCUCUUGGCGGCACCAGGUGUGUUCAAACCUGUAGCAGCAGAGCGCAGCGCUCCGCAGACGUCUCCGGGGCCAGUCAUCGUGUCGGGGGCUGGAUCUCAACCGCACGAACCGCCUCUACCGGUGAACGCCGCCGCUGCCGCCCUUCUUCGGUGCGGGAGAUCUGUCGUUGACGCACGACAUUUGACGGACGGUCCACGGUCUCUGUUUACAUCUCGCCCCCCCCCCCCCCAGCGCAGAGGAUAAGGAUCCAGAGAAGCACCGGAGGACAUAACCCCCCCCCCCCCGAUUGUUGCCCCCCCCCAACCCCCCAACCGCCCCUUUUUCUUUCUUUUUUUCUCCAACCGCCGCUAUUUUACGCACACGGAGCGCAUGGAAUGACCGCAUCCAAGGCAACGGCGCGCACACCGGCGCGUUAACCCGUGGGAUGACAGAGCCCCGGCGGCGUCUCCACGAGUGAACGAGCGGCCCCAGGCGGGAUGACAUCCCCGGCGGGUCGGGAGGCAAACACCGGAGCGUUUUCUCGGGCCGCGUCGCUUCCCCGCGCUCGUCUAACCACAGCGACCGUGUGAACCAGUUCGACCGCCCGUCGCUCGACGCCGAGGGGAGAGCAAGGCAGCCCGUCGAUAAGAUAAGAUAAACCAUGUCCAGGACGCUGAAGAAGAAGAAACACUGGUCCGGCAAAGUGGUGGAGUGCGCGGUGUCAUGGGGCAACCUGGGCGACUUCGGCUCCGUGGUGGAGGUGCUGGGCGGCGCGGAGCUGGGACAGUUCCCCCACCUGGGCCAGAUGAAGCUCGACGUGCUGGUGUGUCACGUCGGCAAGCUGCCCUACUACGGCGACGUCCUGCUGGAGGUGAACGGGACGCCCGUCAGUGGACUUACAAACCGCGACACCCUGGCCGUCAUCCGCCACUUUCGGGAGCCGGUUCGCCUGAAGACGGUCAAACCAGGUAAAGUAUUGAACUCGGACCUGCGCCACUACCUCAGCCUGCAGUUUCAGAAGGGCUCGCUGGACCACAAGCUCCAGCAGAUCAUACGGGACAAUCUCUACCUGCGCACCAUCCCCUGCACCACGCGGCUUCCUCGAGACGGCGAGGUGCCGGGUGUGGACUACAACUUCAUCAGCGUUGGAGACUUCAGGAUCCUGGAGGAGAGUGGACUUCUUCUGGAGAGUGGGACCUACGACGGGAACUACUACGGGACGCCCAAGCCCCCGGCGGAGCCCAACCUGGUGCAGCCCGACCUCGUGGACCAGGUGCUGUUCGACGAAGACUACGUCGGCGACGUGCCCAGGAAGCGCACCACCUCGGUCAGUAACAUGGACCGGAAGGACAGCACCGUCCCCGAGGAGGAGGACGACGAUGACAGGCCACCGCUGGUCAACGGAUUGCCUGAGCUCAAAGAGAGGGCGGACUGGAGGAAGGCGGUGCCCAGCUAUACCCAGUCCAGCAGCUCCAUGGACUUCCGCACGUGGAGCUCUCUUCCUCGCGACGACAGCCUGGAGCCUCUGCCCCUUAACUGGGAGAUGGCGUACACUGAGACCGGCAUGGUCUACUUCAUAGAUCACAACACCAAGACGACCACGUGGUUGGAUCCCCGCUUGGCGAAGAAGGCGAAGCCCCCCGAGAAGUGUGAGGACGGAGAGUUGCCCUACGGCUGGGAGGAAAUUGACGACCCGCAAUACGGCACAUACUACGUGGACCACAUCAACCAGAAAACCCAGUUCGAGAACCCGGUGCUGGAGGCGAAGAAGAAGCUGAGCCAGGAGACCGCCGCGAUCCAACAAGCCGCCGCGGCACCGUCCCAAGGUAAGGGAGGCGCGUUUGGCUUCACCGCGGACCCCAACCAGCUGAAUGGGGAGCUGUACCACACGGCGCUGAAGAAGAGCGCCCAGGGGUUCGGGUUCACCAUCAUCGGAGGCGACCGCACGGACGAGUUUCUGCAGGUGAAGAACGUGCUCGGCGACGGUCCCGCCGCCCACGACAACAAGAUGGCGUCCGGUGAUGUGAUUGUUGAGAUCAACGGGAUGUGCGUGCUGGGGAAGACGCAUCCAGAGGUGGUGCAGAUGUUCCAGUCCAUUCCCAUCAACCAGUAUGUGGACAUGGUCCUUUGCCGUGGCUACCCGCUUCCCCCGGAUGUGGACCUGACCAGCGACGACCCCCUGCCACCUCCCCCUCCUCCGGCGAAUGCCCAGCCCCAGCAGGCCCUGCACGGCGGCGAGGUGGUGACGGCCGUGCCCCUCAUCAACGGCCAGCCGCUGCUCGUGAAAGGCGACGUCCUCCACGGCUCGUCCCAGGAGCUCCACUACGUCACCACGGACGCCAGCGGCCGGCCCGUCGUGGCCGCCCUGCCCAACGGCAGGCAGGGGGAGCGAGGGGAGAUGGCUUCGGCGAUGCUGCAGCCGGAGCUGGUGAGCGUGCCACUGGUGAAGGGGCCGGGGGGAUUCGGGUUCGCCAUCGCCGACUGCCCGCUGGGCCAGAAGGUGAAGAUGAUCCUGGACGCCCAGUGGUGCCGCGGCCUGCAGAAAGGAGACGUCAUCAAGGAUAUCAACAGGCAGAAUGUCCAGACUCUGAGCCACGCUCAGGUGGUGGACAUCCUCAAGGAUCUGCCGGUGGGCAGCGAGGUCAAUGUGCUAGUGCUGCGAGGAGGUCAAACGUCCCCCGUGAAGAGUCUAAAGCCUCGACAGGACAUGACGGCCAGCACGGAGACUCUGGACGGCAUCGCCGACUCGGCUCCCCAGGCUUUGCCGUACCACUCCAACACGAGCACCCUGCGCUCCGCCGACUCCCCCAAGCGGGAUGCCACGGAGAUGUACCUGAAGUCCAAAGCCCUGCUGGAGAGCAGACAGCCUUACACCAAAGACAUAGAUGUUUUUCUUAAGAGAGACAUUGAAACGGGCUUUGGCUUCCGGGUUCUGGGGGGCGAAGGUCCACAACAGCCAAACGUCUUUCCCCAGGUGUACAUCGGGGCCAUCGUGGCCAGCGGCGCGGCGGAGAAAGACGGUCGCCUGAGGGCAGGAGACGAGCUCAUCGGCAUCGACGGCGUGAUGGUCAAAGGCCGUUCGCACAAGCAGGUGCUGGAUCUGAUGACCAACGCCGCCCGCAACGGUCAAGUGAUGUUGACCGUGCGAAGAAAGGUCAUCUACAGAGACCCCACCGAGGAGGAGGCCCUGGAGAUGGCUCCAGUGCUGGUGAACGGUUCCCCCAAGCUACCUCGCCUGCCGAUGCCCAGCGCUCUGGACCACGAGUCCUUCGACAUCACGCUCCACCGCAAGGACACGGAGGGCUUCGGCUUCGUCAUCCUCACGUCCAAGAGCAAACCGCCGCUCGGAGUCAUCCCGCACAAAAUUGGCCGCAUCAUCGAAGGCAGCCCCACCGACCGCUGCGGCCUGCUGCACGUCGGCGAUCGCAUCUCGGCGGUCAACGGGCGCUCCAUCAUCGAGCUCUCUCACAACGACAUUGUCCUGCUCAUCAAGGAGGCCGGCAACGUGGUGACGCUCACUGUAGUUCCCGAGGACGAAUACAAGGGUCCUCCGUCUGGGGCGAGUUCAGCCAAACAGAGUCCGGCUCUUCAGCACAGAGCCAUGGGUCAAAGGUCAGCACUUCAGGACGACCGCUAUAACCUCGACCUGGAGGAGAGGAGGGACGGAGUCAACUGGUCCGACCACAACACUCUUCCACUCAGCGAGCAGGGGACUCUGUGCGUGACGGGACCCAACCAGGGCUGUCUGACGGUGGAGUUGGAGAGGGGCCCCCGCGGCUUUGGCUUCAGUCUGCGAGGGGGAACCGAGUACAACAUGGGCCUGUACAUCCUGAGACUCGCGGAGGAUGGAGCCGCUCAGCUGGAUGGAAGAAUUCAUGUUGGAGACGAGAUAGUGGAGAUUAAUGGGGAGCCGGCACGCGGCAUUUCUCAUACGCGGGCUAUUGAACUGAUCCAGGCCGGGGGAAGCAAGGUGGCGCUGCUGCUGCGGCCCGGGGCGGGCCUGGCCCAAGACGGCAGUCAACGUGAUCAAAAACUCAUUUCACCCUCGGGCUACUCCAGAGAGGUGUUUUUCUCUGACACAUCACCCCUGUCCCCGCCAUUUUCCCCCGGGGCUUCCCUCUUCGUGUCCCCUCCGUUCGCCGGCAAACUCAAACACUCCGUCAGCUGGAGCUCCAUAUCCCCACGGCGGCUCAAGCCCCGCGGCAGCAGCAGCGGCAGCAGCAGGGGUUUGAGCUCGGUGGAGGAGAGCGGCGAGUGGGCCGACAAGGAGGCGGAAAGGCUCUCUCCCGCCUCCCCUGAGCAUGUGAAGUUCUACAAGAGGACCAGGCCCGCAAAGGACUCCAGCGAGCUAAGCAGCCCAAAGAAAACAUUGGAGACAUUUCAAGCCAAAGAGCAUCAUCCCAGUCCCAGAAAGACUCAGAGUCAGGCACAGAAAGAAACACUGAGCAGGAGCAGGAUGCCUGCGACGCGCGCAGAGACAGAGUACGCGAGCCCGAGGAGGUCUCCUCAGGCGGGGCCGCCGGCGGCCGCGACUCCGCGGGGUGCCGAGCGCCAGCGAGGCCCUCGGGCGGCGUCGAAGGACACCUCCGGCCAAGAGAGCCUGAGCCACGAAAAGAAAAAUGGCAAGGGGGCGAGCCUCGAGAUCAGACGCCACGCACACGGAGGAGAGGUGGAAGGGAGGGGAGAGCGGAUCCGGCACGGCCAUGAGCAAGACGGUUUCAAACGGAGGGUGGCGAGAGAAUCGCAGCACCCCAGAGCGUCUCCGCAUGCAGCUAGAGACGGCCAGACGGGCCCAGGCGAGGACUCGGGCAAGAGAGAUGCCAACGGCAAGGGCAAACCUCCAGAGGACAGGGGCCGGGGUAGAGAGGCGACAAACGGCAAGAGAGAGCCCCUGCUGUCCUUCAAAGAGGCGCGGGCGAGGAAAGUUUCCGUAGCUUCGCCGGCGGGGGCAAAAGGAAGACAGGAGGCCUUUCCUCGGGGCAGAGAGAGCGGCAGUAAGGACGCCGCGGUGGCCUCUGUGAGCUGUGUUCCGGGGACCCCGCAGACCCCGGAGGGACCUCUCAGCCCCGGACCUGUGGAACAACAGCUACCAACAGCGCUUCACCCAUUACAAUGCAAUGACUCAUAUGCAAAAGAAAGGAGAAAGGCCCCGUCGCCUCUCGCCUGUAGUAGACGCCAACUGUGACCGUCAUCCGGGAUUUCGUUUCGCUCUCGGCCCCAUCGGGGGGGGGGGAGGGGUUUGGGGACUCACCUGCAUGCAGUCGGUCCUUCUCUUAGUUUCAAUGCACGCGUUCUGCACAUCACUGAGGAUGAUCCCCCCCCCCCCCCCCCUUUUUUUUAUUGUUGUUUAUAAAUCUCAUUCUGGGCAUCAGGCAGAUUUCCAAACACAACCCCAGCAAGCGUUCACUUUUUCGCGGACUCCGGACUGUUCUGCGACUCUCCUCCGCACCAACAGUGUCGUUCAGAGAAAAGACCAGAAACUUGUGGUUUUUGCGAUCUUGUUUGCCGUGUGUACGACAAGCGACCAGUGUGUAAUUUAUUCAGAUGAUAGAUGAAUAUGAAUUAAUAUAUGUGUAUAUGUAGCCGUACUAAGCCAUUCCACAUUUUGAUAUAGAAUUGACAGACUUGUCCCAUGAGCUCUCACCUUAUUUCCGUUGUACUUCGGUGGUAGGAGUUACUAUGGAUCUUUGUAGUUCAUGAAAUGUAUAGUCCACGUGCAAACCACUGUACCAAAUGUUUGCAAUCGCUCAUUGUGAAAUAUAUUAUAUACAUACAUAUAUAUAUAUAAAAAAAAAUAUAUAUAUAUAUUUGAAUGUGUCUUAUUUGCAGAUUCUAACUUUUAAAAUAUCUAUUGAAUUCCAUUGCGCUGCAUCUGCCCUCGUAGCAUAAAAGUGACAGAAUGACCAUGAGUUUUAUUUAAUUUGUGAUGUUGAUCUUGCUACCAAUACGUUUUUUUUUCUUCAUUUUUUUGUUGUUUGUUUUUUACUUUAUAAAGUGUAUUGAUUUUUUCUAAAAGGGUUCACUGUUUCAGGCCGAAUUUGCAAUUUAUAUAAUACUGUACGGGUUUUGAGUCGUGCAGCUGGUCGUUUCAUAUUAUUGGAUUAUAGAGGUAUGUGUUUGUCAAUCCUGCUGUGUGGUUACGUGUGGCUUGAAGGACAGCGGAGUUUCGAGAGUGACACGGUGGUUUACUGAGAUAUAUUGAGCAUGUUGCUGAUGUAAAAAGCAGGUCAACAGAGGCCGCGACCCUCUUAAAGGCUGAGGCUGAACCGACGGCUCGGGAGAUCUUGAGAAAUAUGAGAAAUAGUCUAAUUUCACUGUUUUAUUCCGCUCAAUCGCUCUUCAAGGCUCCCGCCGUAAAACCUGAGGCGACGAAAAAACACUUUCUAUCAUGAGACCGAGACAUAUUUCAGAUGAGCUCAGGGAGGAACGCGGCGUGGCGCAAACGUGUGACGAGGUCACGGCGGGUAAAAGGUCAGCGAUCGACUGUGAGACGAGGGCCGCGAUUGUACAAGGGAGUUUUCAGGUUUCAAAAAAAAAAAAACACGCGCGCGCGAGCGGAUGCGCUACGAGCCAAUCGGUGGCAGGUCUUUGUGCAAUAGUUUGGUUGGUCGAAUGAGUAAAUCCAACCCUGAGUGUCGAGUGCAGGCGGCUCAGUCCGGUCCAGAGUCACACUCAUGCUCCUUUCCCUGUUUUACUUCUGACCGUUUUGUAUCUCAUCUCUCUGUCUCAUGCUGUGGCCUUGCAUCGCUUCAUUAGAAAGAAGAAAAAAAAAUCGAGAAACAAACAAACAAACAAACAAAAAAAAAACAAAUCCUUGUGGUUUCUUCUACAUUCUGUUGGUAGACGGUAGAUGUAAAUGUUUGUACAUUGUACAGCACCUUUAUAAAAUUCUUGCUGAGUGCUCUUUCGGGGAGAGAGAAGAAAAAAAAAAUAGAGGUUAUAUUAUAUCGCUCCAUUAUUUUUUUAUGUGAAAAGAAGAAAAUAUUUAGCAAAUGGAUGAAAAGAGGACAGGCUAUGAGCCUGGCGUGGUGUUCCGUUCAUGCACUGAAAAAUAAAGUUUUGCUGAAAAACACAA
Messenger RNA from Scophthalmus maximus (turbot), 7092 nucleotides. Its product is annotated as membrane-associated guanylate kinase, WW and PDZ domain-containing protein 3. Gene Ontology annotation, molecular function: protein binding. Gene Ontology annotation, biological process: signal transduction. Gene Ontology annotation, cellular component: cytoplasm. NCBI's taxonomy places the organism in Eukaryota, Metazoa, Chordata, Actinopteri, Pleuronectiformes, Scophthalmidae. The record is from RefSeq and is a predicted model, not a curated record. The coding region runs from base 679 to 5202 and encodes 1507 amino acids. The transcript is spliced from 22 exons.